Molecule: messenger RNA, 1287 nt
Organism: Arabidopsis arenosa
Lineage: Eukaryota; Viridiplantae; Streptophyta; Magnoliopsida; Brassicales; Brassicaceae
Source: the annotation of a GenBank genome assembly
UUGUUUAACAAGAAACAUUCAACAUCAUGAGGGGAAACAAUAAUUACUCCUUUCUGAUUCUCCUCUAUUUUCUAAUUCUACACAUCCUUCGUUCUAGCUCUUGUAUAGACAAAUGUGGAGAUAUCAAGAUCCCAUUCCCCUUUGGAAUCGGAAAUGGUUGCUAUCUCGACGAGUGGUACGAAAUCGUCUGUAAAAAAAAUGCUAGCUCCGGGAAGGAAUUUCCGUUUCUUUUCAAGAUCAAGAUGGAGGUUGUGAAUAUUUCCCUUCCGAUAAAUUAUGAUGGUUAUGCUAAUUUCCGGCUGUUCUCUUCAAUUCGUGUCAAAAGCCCGAUCUCAUCCGUGGGAUGUUCUAGCGAUGGAGCAGAAUCCGGAUCACCUUUGAAUUUGACGGAUUCACCUUUUUUCUUUGGGGACGGAAACAGCCUUGUAGCUGUUGGUUGCAACAACAAGGCAUCGCUGACAAAUGUAGAAACAAGGAUGGUGGGAUGCCAGUCAACUUGCACUACAAGCAACAAUUCGCAGAGCAUUCCAUUUUUUGAAACAUUUGGAUGCUCCAGCAGAUACCAAGGCAUGUUGCCUACCAACUACAUACCAGUUUGCAAUACAACCAAAAAACGGGAAGAGACAAUCUGCAACGGGAAUGGAUGCUGCCAGGCAAGUGCACCUGCUGGUGGUCAACAAGUCAUUGGUGUCACAAUAGCUAACAUUAAUGAUGGAAACUUGACGACAGGAGGAGAAUGCAAAGUCGCGUUCUUAACAGAUGAAGUCUACACUUUAGCGAAUGCAACCAAACCAGAACUGUUUCUUUCUGAGGGACAUGCUACUGUUAGCCUAGGAUGGUUCAUCCAAACAAAGAAUCUUUCGUUUCGAGAAUUGUUGGGCUGCCAAAACAAAGACGAGUUCGAUAAUACACAAUUAAAGAGACGCACAGCAAAAUGCACAUGCGACAAUCAUACAAUUUCGAGGACCAGUUAUGCAAGUUGUGCAUGUCUUAAGGGUUACCGGGGUAAUCCAUACCUUCGGGACGACUGCAAAGGUAAAUAACUGUUUCCGUAAGUUCAUUUUUCUGUGUCUAACAUUAUGCGAGCUUUGCAUAGCAUCUAUGGCGGUAGACAAACAAUCUAUAUAAUAGUAAUAAUCUUAGAAAAUGUUUCUAAAGGUUGCGUUUCUUUUGUCAUAACUUUUGUUCUGAUAAUUGUUUUCCGAAACAUUUUCUAAGAUUAUGUCAUUUGAAUGUUAUGACAUAAGAAACGCAACCUUUAGAAAGUAAUGAAAUUCAUGCUUGACC